AUGCCGUCGACGCCCGUGAUCCCGCCGCCGGCGCGCGAGUCGCGCCGCGCCGCGCCCGUCGUCGACGCCCCGCUCAAGCCCGCCCACAUCCUGCGCGCCGUGCGCGCCCCCGACGGAUCGCUCUCGCUCGACGACGAAGGCGUCCCGCUCUACUCGCCGCGCUUCCUCCCCGACCUCGCCGCGCGCGAGGCCGUCGUGCGCGAGCCACGCCCCGCCGACACGUGCGCCCGCCUGCGCGCUGACCGCGACCGCGCCGCACAGACGAACUUUCUAGAGUUUGGCCUCCGGAAGAGGCUGCGCAAGAGAGACGUCGAGUUUGCUCGCAGCGCAGACGUCCUGCGCCGCCCGUGGCACGACUGCCUCGGCGCAAGCGCCGACCAGGAGAAGAGGAAGGUCGACCUUAGAGGUAAGGUUUAUCUCGCCCCGCUCACGACGGUCGGGAACUUGCCGUUUCGCAGGGUGUGCAAGCGGCUGGGCGCGGAUGUUACGUGCGGGGAGAUGGCGCUCGCGGCUAACUUGCUGCAGGGGCAGAACUCGGAGUGGGCCCUGCUGCGGAGGCAUAAGGAGGAGGAUUUGUUUGGCGUGCAGCUGGCCGGGUCGAAUGUGGAUACGAUGACGCGGGCGGCGGAGAUGCUCAACUCUGGCUGUCCGAUUGACGUGGUGUUUAACAAGGGUGGGGGAUGCGCGCUGAUGAAGAGGCGCCCAAAGUUAAAGAGGAUGGUGUGGUGCAUGCAGUCGGUGCUGGACGUGCCGCUGGGGGUCAAGGUGCGGACGGGUGUGGGCGAGGCGGCACGGAACGCGCAUGAGGUGAUUGCCGAUAUGGCAGAAGCGGGUGCGGGCUGGGUCACGGUGCAUGGGCGGUCCAGGAAGCAGCGCUACUCCAAGCUGGCGGAUUGGGGGUACAUCACGGACGUGUGCGCGCCAGCCGCAAAGCGGGCGGGGAUCCCGCUGCUUGGGAACGGCGACGUGUAUCAUUGGCGGGAUGCGGUGCGGUACUUUGAUGGCGGGGAGGAUGCGGGGGCGGGGGUGGAGUCGGUGAUGGUUGCGCGGGGGGCGCUGAUCAAGCCGUGGCUGUUGACGGAGAUCAAGGAGCGGAGGGAUUGGGACAUCCGGUCGGGGGAGCGGUUGGAGCUGUACAAGGAGUUUGCAAGGUACGGUCUGGAACAUUGGGGCGCGGACGAGAAGGGGGUAGGGACGACGCGCAAGUUCAUGCUCGAGUGGCUGUCGUUUCUGUAUCGGUACGUGCCCGUGGGGCUGGUGGAGCGGCCGGAUUUUGUGGUGCGCAUGUGCCACCGGGCGCCGUUCUUCAGGGGGAGGGACGAGUUGGAGACGCUGCUAGGGAGCCAUCGCAGUGCGGAUUGGGUUAAGAUUACGGAGAUCUUGCUGGGGAAGGCGCCGGACGACUUUCAAUUCAGGCCGAGGCAUAAGAGUAAUGCCUGGGGGGAGGGAAAGGUCGCCGAGUCGGAGGGGUGA
This is a messenger RNA of Chondrus crispus (carragheen), 1473 nucleotides long. RefSeq lists its product as hypothetical. The coding region runs from base 1 to 1473 and encodes 490 amino acids. Gene Ontology annotation, molecular function: tRNA dihydrouridine synthase activity; RNA binding. NCBI's taxonomy places the organism in Eukaryota, Rhodophyta, Florideophyceae, Gigartinales, Gigartinaceae. The record is from RefSeq and is a predicted model, not a curated record. The transcript is spliced from 2 exons.